GGUGUCAGAGUUGACUGGCAUCGCUGUCAUGUCUUUGUUGCCUCGGAAAGCGCAGCUAUGGUGUGAACAUUAGUGUGAAACAGAUGGAAAAAAUAUAGUUUUUUCCAACAGAAGAUACUAAUCCAACUCGGUACAACAACAGGUUCGUUUACAUUCAUGUUCUGUGGUAAAUUACGUUCAGUAUCUUUGUGGAGGAAUCUCAGGGGAAGCGGAACCAUUCAUCCAAGCUAAGUUAGCUUAGCAUUAGCUGCACUUGUGGCACUAUUAUGCUGGACUGUACACGAGUCUGUACGUGGUUUUUACUCUAUUAUAAGGCAUUUCUGAUUGUUUUAAACUUUUAUUUAACGCUAGUGUACUGUAAAAUAUAGAAAACAUAAUAACUGAAGAGCUGUGUUUUAGUUUGGAAGAAAAUAACCCGCAGAUAAAGUCCAAUAAAUGAAGAUAUUCUACAUUUAUAUGAAUAAAUUCGAGUUUUAUUAAGUUUUUUUCGAUGUGUAAUCUCCCAUUAAGUUCACUUUUGUCGCCAUCUCCUCCUCAGUUUGUCAACAAAGCCCUGCCACAUGCAUUCAGUUUCAUUCACUGCCUAACAGACUCCUCUUACUGCUGCUAAAAUGACCUCUGUCCAUCAUUCAUUAUUUAUAAAGUCAAACCAGCCUAAAGAUGGAGGAAAAGCUGAACGGAUCUUUCCCUGUUGUCUCCCCGGAGUAUCUUCAUCAGUGGUGAGUCUUCAUCCUCACCAUCAAUGUGGCCAAAGAGGAGGAGGAGGAGAAAGAUUAGAGCAGCAGAACCUCUGGAUGGCAAUGUGUGAUGAAAAUGAAAUGAAAGCAUGUGCGCCCACUUUCCCUCUUUGCUUUUGUUUUCAUCAUUGUGAGUUAAAGGGAUAUACCGGCGUAAAAUUAACUUAGGGUCAAACACCGAGUUAGACACCCUCUCAAAAGAGAUGAAUGUUGCCGACCGCUUGCUUCUCUAAAUAUACCAACUUUAGUAAAGACCGCACCAUAGCAAUACAGAGAAUCACACGCUCAACCAAAACGCCACUCUAUAGCCACAAAUAAUGCUCAGAACAGCACCUAACUUCAUCAACAGGACAUAUAGGGUCACAGACAUAGUACUAGCCACCAAACAUCCUUUUAACUUUGCCUUAAAGAGACUAAACACAACUCACCUACUCUCUUCCAGCAGCCGUUUGUUUGUAGCGAGACCUCAGGCCAGUCCACUAUGGAAUACAGAGGGGUGACGCAGCUCAAGGAAGAACAUUUAUUCAUAUGGUGAUGAUUAUCUCAAGGAAAUGAUAAAGAAAUGAUCAUAAAUGUUCAUCCUUGAGCUGCGUCACCCCGCUGUAGUCCGUAAUGGACUGGCCUGAGGUCUCUGUACAAACAAGCGGCUGCUGGAAGAGAGUAGGUGAGUUGUGUUUAGUCUCUUUAAGGCAAAGUUAAAAAGAUGUUUGGUGUCUAGUACUAUGGCUGUGACCCUAUAUGUCCUGUUGAUGAAGUUAGGUGCUGUUCUGAGCAUUAUUUGUGGUUAUAGAGUGGUGUUUUGGUUGAGCGCAUGGCUCUCUGUAAUGCUAUCCUGCGGUCGUUUCUAAAGAUGGUAUAACUAAAAGGCAAGCGGUCAGCAACAUUCAUCUCUUGAGGGGUUGUCUAACUCAGUGUUAAGAUGUGUUUGACCCUAAACUGAUUUUACGCCGGAAUAUCCCUUUAAACAUGUCCUUUGAUUUUGGCACCAUGAUUGGUAACUCUCAUUAUUGUGUAUACUGUUGUGUAAAAUGUGUUGCCUUUGCUCUGAAAUAACAGGAUAACUUUCUCAGUUGGUGUUAAACAUGGAGUUUGCAUUUUGCCAGCAUUGAUUUGUUUUUAUUUCUUCAGGCAUUUUUCCAGAAUCUACAGACAGACAUUUUCCUGUGCAGUGGAUGAAGCUAAAACUCGAUUUCAUGCCUUAUUUAUUGUCAUGUGCUGAGAUUGUCACAUGAGUAAAAUGAGAGCCCAAGACAUUUUCUGCGAAGUGGUUGAAACAUUAUAAAAGACUAUAGAUGGAGAAUAAAGAGCAUUAUGUUGAUGUAGAUGCACGGACUUGAUCAAAUGUUGCAUCUAAUAAACUGAAAAGAAGAUAAAUCAAACUCAAAAGGAUUUGCUCUCAAAAUAGGUGUACGUGUACAAUAUAUGAAGUCUAAAAUCCAGUCAGAAUGGAACUCAGGGCUGAUGAAACCAUGUGUGAAAUAACAGUUCAACAGAUACUGUUUCUUUUGUACUACGAUUAUAUUUAGCAUCUGUUUUUAAAUGAGCAUUGCGAUUUAGUAACUUUAAAUAAUCUAUAGUUUCCUCUUAAAAUGUCUCUGGGACAUAAACUACAGAUGACACGUCGCUGAUAUUUCUCAGUGAUCAUUAAAUACCUUCACACACUUUCUUUUAAGUUUGAUCUUAAACAUAAACCAGAGAUUAUAAACCAGGGAGGGUCUGAAGUAUUUAGUUCACUGUUGUCGGUGUAGGAUAUCACAAAAAAUCAUUUUCAACUGAGUCAGCUGUCUUAAUAAUAUUUGCUCUAAGUUAGAUUAAUGCAACAAACCGACUUAUAACUCAUCUAAAAACCUAAAUAUAAGGUGUUAUGAAAGAACCAGUUCUUCGUCAGGCCUGAUCGACACAAACAGUCGUAGAAAAAGGAGCAUCAGCUGCGUUUGUUUGUAAAAAGAAGACACGAACCAACAGUCACACUCGGUCAAAUACUGAAGUUAUGAAAACAAAAACUUUCUUUUACACUCUUCCUCCUCUGCAGGGUUCAGUCUGCGCAGCAGUUUCAGGCUCUCCAGGCUCAAUAUUCAAGCUUCAACCCCAACCAUCAGUUUCCCCACCCAGAGGGGAAGGUGGAGGAGGCAGCCAGGGGAUACAUGGCUAAUCCAGAACCCAUGAUGGAUCAGCUGGAGCCUGCAAACCUGGCUAAACGUACGACAAUCCAUCUUCACUAAACUGUAGUUAGAGCUGCUGUUGGUCAGUCAGGUCUGUUCAUUGGUCCCUGAGUGAGAAGAUGGAGACCGUGAAUCUGAAUAACCUAUCUGAACUUCUCUUGUAGCCCCGCCCAAAAAAAGAGGCAGACCAGCUCAACCCAAGGAGCCCAAGGAACCUAAACCACCAAAAGUCCCCAAACCACCAAAAGUCCCCAAAGCACCAAAGCCGCCAAAGGACCCAAAUGCACCCAAAGGUAAACCCGGUCCUAAACCGAAGAAGGGGGCUGAAGCUCAGGCUGACGGGAAGCAGGAGAAGAUCGACGAGAGCUUCAAGAAGGUGAAGAGGAAAGUGGACCGCUUCAAGGGGAUGUCAGAGGAAGAGGUCAUGAAGAAAACUCUGCCAGACCUGCUGGAUUACAACCUGGAUUAUGUCAUUGUAAGAGUUCUUUUUUAAGGGUUUACUUUAGAGGUGUAAAUCUGAGUUUGUGCUCUUCUCAAACAUGCUGUGUUUUUUCACAGAUCGGUAUCAAUCCAGGACUGAUGGCAGCUUUUAUUGGACGCUGGUUUCCUGGUCCUGGAAAUCAUUUCUGUAAGUUCUUAGAAAUUUAUGGCCACCUCUUUUUUCAUGUUGUAUUCAGAUUUUAAGCAUUUCUGCCUCCAUCGUCUCGGUCUCUAAACUGGAGUUUAAGUCAGAGCUGGGACUCUUUUAACACAGUACACAGAGACGUCUGUUUCAGUCCUUAAAGGUGAUGAAUGACGGUUAAACAUCUGAAUUCCAGGGAAGUGCCUGUUUCUGUCUGGAUUCACUGAGGAGCAGCUGAACCACAUGCAUGACACCACCCUGCCUGUCAAGUACAAGAUGGGCUUCACCAACAUGGUGGCGAGGGCGACACCAGGGAGUAAAGACCUCUCCAGGUAGGCCAGUCUGCAGACAGAGACUCAUGUCCUCUCUGAGAAGUUUUUGUUUUUCUGUGACUCAUCUUUUUGAUUUCGUCUCGACAGUAAAGAGCUGCGUGAAGGCGGCAAAAUUCUGGUCGAGAAGCUGAAGAAGUACAAGCCGCUGAUCGCAGUUUUCAACGGGAAAUGUAAGAACUCCUCCUCUGACUUAUCAGCACAUGUAAAGUUAGAAUUAUAACAGAGUAAUGUUUUUAUUUCCCUCCGUCUUCCACCAGGUAUCUAUGAAAUGUUCUGCAGAGAGCUGUUUGGGAAAAAACCAACAAAACUGGAAUUCGGUUUGCAGCCUCACAAGAUCCCCGACUGCGAUGUGGUAAAGAACAUCAUUAUGGAUUCUUAAAUACUGAUGAAAAAUAUGGAUACGUCUUAUUGUUUAUCAUAUUGUAAGUUUAAUAACAAACCAAAAUAACAGCUAUACGAAAAAAAUCUAAACUCUGGAGAAAUCAAGUUGUAUAUAGCAGGUUUAGGGUUAGGGUUCCUCCCCUCAUAGAUCUUAAGUCUGGCUCCAUCCCUGGGUCACAUGGUGGAUGUCUUCUCCACUGUAUUUCUCCUAAACUGUCAAACAAACGCCUCAAAAGUGAAUCUGAACUUUCCAGGCUCUGUACCUGAUGCCAUCGUCCAGCGCUCGCUGUGCUCAGUUCCCUCGCGCUCAGGAUAAAGUUCACUUCUACAUCAAACUGAGGGAGCUCAGAGAUCAGCUGAAGGGCGUCCAGAGAAGCACAGAGAUCGAGGAGGUGCAGUACAGCUUUGACCUGCAUCUGGCCAAGGGUGAGUCCAGGGUUUUACUACUUAGAGUUAAAGAAACAGAGCUCAAACUAAUCCAAGUCUAAAGACAGAAUUUCUCUGGAUCCAUCAUGUCUUCAUUUCUGGUUUUUACUUCGACAGAGGACGCCAAGAGGAUGGCGAUAAAGGAGGAGCAGUACGAUCCUGGUUAUGAAGACGCCUAUGGUGGAGCGUACGCAGAGAGAGGAGCUGAGGGGGCUGAGGGCCAAACAAACGGUCACUGUACGUUCUCAACGGGAGAAAACAGAGGUGACAAACAUUCAAACUAUUUUACUUUAUUAAAUCUAUUUGAAGUUUUGGGAUUUAAUGCAGAAUAGUGGCGUGAUUUGAGAAGUUGGUGUGUCUGAAUAAAGUUUAUUUAGCUGAAGUGCAGAAGUGUUACUGACUAAAAAGACACAAGUUUCUGCAACCAGAGUGUUUACACUCAGCUUUAUUCAUUCAUUCAUUCAUUCAUUCAUGUUUAUUUAUUUCAUUUCAUUCAUGAUACAUGAUAUAAUACAUUUCACUCAUCCUUUUUUUUUUAUUUUAGUUUUUUUUUUUUUUUUUUUUUUUUUUUUAUCAUGUGAAAUGAAAAGGAGCAGACAGAAGACAAGUCUUAUGUACAACUGCCCCUUCACUACAACACAUUUAUCUAUAUCAACCAGCCAGCAAUUGAUCAAAAUAUUAUAUAGUUAAGGUCCAGAAAAUACCACAAACAAACUCCUAAUGAUAAUGUGCUCUUUGUGGAUGUCUACUUCUUCAGUUUCACAGUCACCUGGGCCAAAAUGCAUCCAGAGAUUCAGCAGACCACUGAUUUUUCUGAGCAGAAAUUACAGUCCUUGACAAAAACAGACUCUUUAAAUGAUCUUUGGAUGAUCAAUUUGGUACAUUACCAAAAAAUCGAACCUGCAACUCUGAUUUUUUACGACCACAGAGUACGAGUGUGGUCUGGGACUAGAGAUAGAUCUUCAAAAGUUUCCUUCAGUUUCUGCCAAAUUUUCACUUUUAAUAACUUCAGAGAUCUCUGUCCUGUUGUGUUACCUCAAAUACAGUCCCUCCUAAUCCUUCAGUUUGUGUUUUUCUGUGUUCAGAAGGAGCACAGGAGGCGAGCACGUCACAAUUAGCAGAAGGUCAGCUCCCAGACGGACAGUGGAUGACCCAGUCCUUCGCAGACCAGAUCCCGGACAUCAGCGGUGGACCAAAGGAGGGUGGUGUAUGAGCAGAAGGACUGUGCUGACCUGUCUGGUUUUAGGUUUUUAACCUUUUUAUUAUUAGUGUAGAUGGACUUGUUUAGAGAUUUUGCAGAGAUUAUUUCUGCAGCUUUCAUUUGUUUUAUGGUCUCGUGUACAUGUCUGAUCACCUUCACAGCAGUCCUGUUGAAAAUGUGAAAUCAGGGACUUGACAAUGAGGACGCUGGACUGCUCUGGAGGACGAUCAUGUAUUGAAACAUUUGUACUGUAACAUACUGCACUGUGAUGCAGUAGGUGUAAACAUUCACGUCUACUGUUUGAUAACAGUCGAUGAACUCCAGAUGUUUGUUGGUUUUUAAAGCUGAACAGAUCAGAGUGAGCGGACAGGAUCCUCGCUGAGUUUGGGGAUCAGCAUUAACACACGGACGUUUUCUUUUUAUGGUGCUAUGAACUGACCUCAGUGCAAAGUUGAUCACACUGUAAAAACAGACUCUUCAUUUUCAGAAUGAUGUUACAAAACUCAAACAGGUUUUAUUUUCAUAUUUUCUAUCACUUUAUUGUUUUAGGGUGUUUAGCAUUAUGGUUUGUAUGUUUUGAAAAUGUCAUUUUUGAGGAAUUUUAUGAAACACUUUGUCCAUUAAAAUAUCCUGAUGAUGCUUUUCUAUGUCAUGUCA
This is a messenger RNA of Xyrichtys novacula (pearly razorfish), 6518 nucleotides long. Lineage: Eukaryota; Metazoa; Chordata; Actinopteri; Labriformes; Labridae. The record is from the annotation of a GenBank genome assembly.